AUGGCCUCCUGCCCCGCAGAGACGGAAGUAAAUUUGGAACGCGCCUACGAUCCCAUGGAUGUAGCGACAUUCACCCCGCCAGCGCCUCUUCCAUGCCCAACGAUAACGAUUGAAUUUUGUGACAGACAAUGGUAUUUGAAUUGCCACGCAUUUUGGGAUGUCGAUAUCAAGGUCGACGCCCUCACGAAACUCCAGGCACUAUUUGAGACGGGUAUCGAGGUUAAUGAUCCCGACGCGAUACUCACCGUAGUUAAAGCAAGUCUGAAAACGUCUAAUAAUCAUCUAACCGCAGCGGCUGUCUCCGUUCUCCCGGCCUUCCUUCCACUCAUUCUUUCGCACUCGGUGAACCACCAUCAUGGAGUGGCCCCCUCAGCAUCGUCUUCGACCUCGUCUACGCCCCCGUCUUCUGUAAUAGACGUGCCUUUGCUACGCCAUGUUCUGAACCAACUUCUUCCGUCAGGCGGCAUUUUGGAUCGUCUGGGGGACAAGGAGCGCGUGCAAGCCAAGGCCCGCGAGGCUUUAGUUGUUCUGGGUGGGUUUGCAUUCCGUUCUGGAGGCUCCAGCUCUCUUUCGUCACGAUCUACGAGUGGGAAAGGGGUGGAGACACCGUUGAUGAUAUUUGAAAGACAUCUGAAGGAGGGAGGGUUGAAGAGUAAGGUAUGGAAGAUCAGGGAACAAGCCAUCCUCACCCUUGUUCAAAUCCGACGCGUCCACCACCUGUUCCCUAUCCGACCGUAUUUGGCGCAUCUUGUAGACGCGCUUGAAGACACCGAUGCUCACGUCCGUGAUUGCGCUCGUCAAUCUGUCGUUGAACUUUUCACUGGCCCAGGUGUCACCGAUGCUGCUCGUGCCGAUCUCAAGAAGGAAAUGAUAAAGAAGAGCGUCCGGAAGACCAUCGUUGACAGUGUAUUGGCGAAGGUUGUGGGAGGUAACAUUGGUAACUAUCCACAGAGUGAAGAGUCAGAUGGUGGUGAAGGUGGCAACAAAACCAAAGAGUACGUUCCGCCCAGCUUGAUGUUGAUGAAUCGGCGCCCCACCGUUGGCAACGGAUUGAACUCGAGCACUCUCCAUCGAACUGCAAGUCAUGGAAGCGCGAAGGAGAUGUCAAGACCUGCUAGUCGCGCGGCUACGAAUGCAUCCCCCACACCGACAACCCCUGCUACACCCGCCAGUGAAGGACCAGAUGUGCAAGCAGUCUACAUUGCAUCCACGCGUGAUCUUGAAACAGAAUUUGCGUCCAUGCAAUCAGCUUUCGAGGGUAAAGAAACGGAACACAACUGGGCUCAGCGCGAACGGUCUAUACUGCGAGUUCGAGGUAUGCUCAAAGGGGGAGUGCACACUCGUUACAUGGACGCAUUCAUCGGUUGCUUGAAGGAGGGGUUCAUGCAAUGGUCUUUGAAAACGGUUUCAAGUCUACGUACGACGGUAUCCAUGAACACAUGCUUGCUUUAUUCCGAGCUCGCCGCCGCUCUUGAACACGUUCUCGAUCCAUUUUGCGAGUUAUUAUUGACAAAUCUACUCAAAAUGUCCAGCGUCACUAAGAAGUUAACCGCCCAGCAAUCUCAAGCCUCCGUAACAAUAAUAUUGACGAAGACAUCUGCCCAGCCUCGCUUGGUCCUUCCUCUGCUUUGGAACACUCUGCAAGAAAAGAACGUGCAGGCGCGAGGUUAUGCUAUCGAACACUUCAAGACAUACUUGGAAGUACAUGCUCAGCGUGCCAAGGUCGCCAUCGAAGCUUCCGGCGGCGCUGAAAUAUUGGAGAAAGCUAUGAAGAAGGGCCUUGUCGAUCAGAAUCCUGCGGUUAGAGACAAGGCUCGGCUCUGCUUUUGGCAGUUUUAUGAGGUCUGGAAAGAUCGAGGUGUCGUCAUUCUGGAUAAACUCGACAUGACAGCCAGGAAACAACUUGAAAAAGUGUGCCCCGUACCCGAUGCUGUUCAGCUCAUAACUCCAGUCACUACUGUGAAGAAGAGCAGUGUGGCCGCAGCUAUCGCGGCGAGUCGAGCAAAGGCAAGGGCUAUCGCCACGGCACCUCCGACACUUCGCCAUCAGGCUACAUCUGCGGCACAAAGCACUCCAGCUCGGAGACCCAGUUCCCCAAGUACAUCGCCUAGGAGUAGUAUGGCCCCUCGACCGGCAUCCCCUCUGCGGGUUUCUACCUCUGCGUCCCCUCCCCGUUCAAAAGGCACGUCGAACGGCAUGACGCGAUCCAUCACAACGGCUGCCAUCACCACGACACAUUCUCGCCAAUCCUCUUCCACAUCGGGGCGCAUGUCACCGCCUUCCCCUGUAAGUGACCCAAGCUCGGCAUUCCGUAGACGGACGUCGUCUCCCCUGGCUUCGGGCAACUCGCCCUCCCCCAAUCGCAAUUCUACGGUCCGCAGAGCCGUGCAAGUGCCACUCCCUGCGUCUCCGCCGUCGCGUUCAUCUCCAUCCUCUCGGAACCCGCAGGCCCGUCCAAUCAUCCUGAAACCUCUUCCACGACCGUCCACGACACUGUUCGAUACUCAAGAUGCUAAUGAUUCGCUUCUCCUUGCCACCAAUAUACCAAUCCCAGAAGAUGAUAGCGACGAUGGCAAUGACUCCAUCAACCUCAUCUCUUUUUCGACACCCUUUGAGGUCUAUCCUCCUGCUAGUAUGCCCACGCCGAAGUCCCAAGCACAAGAGGGACCUUCUUUCUCCCCGAAAUCCAAUGACUCUCAACAACUGUUUGGAAUAUCCAAUACGUUAUCUUCCGGCUCAGUUGAUGGCCCUCAGGGUGGUGUCGUAGUGGUCGAAGAGGCUAUACGUGCGAGGGCAGAACAAGCAGAAAGUGCCGCUGAGAGGCUACUUGAACUUGUCGAACCAGAGGAUGAGGAUAUGCCGAAUGCUGGUAUACCUGAGUCGCUGUUGAUUGGUAGUAAUGGGCACUCGACGCCCAAGAUCAAAGGGAUGAAGCCAGGACCUAUACCCAUAUCCCGAGCGACUCCCCCUUUGACCCCAAUGACGAACCGAAGUUCAGCUAUCAUGAGACAAGCGGCGCUGUUCCAGGAUAGUCCGGCGCCAAAUGGGAAGGGAACAUCGUUGAUGGGCGUCAUACAUGAUCGGAAACAUGAGACCGGGUGGUGGGUGAAGCGGAUGGCCUUGAUUCGGCACGACUCUUCAACCAUAGAAGAGCUGGGUGUUCCUAGCAAGCUCGACGAGAUUAACAGCUGCAUAUCUGCAUUCGAAUCAGGCAACUGCGACAUAGCACAGCUGAAACGCAUCGCUAUGGUUUGUCGGAGAAAUCCAGUAGCGGAGCCGCCAAUUUCUCCCUUCGAAUUUGCCUCGCCCACUAGCCCGUCGCCAUUCUUGACACCCGCCAACUCUGUGCCAUCCCUCCAAAUCGAGAUAUGGGAUAAGGAUAAGAAUUUUGAGCGCUUGUUCAAUGCUUUAAUGGCAUUUAUAAGCCCAGAGAAGAACGACGAGGAGAUAGAAUAUGGCCUUAUCGUUCUCUGGGAGAUGAUGGAGCAUCAAGCGUCCUACUUAGAAGGGCGCGAGGCUGAUAUGUUCUCUGUCUUGUUGAGAGUGCGGUAUUGUCAGAAGCCUAACGUCCUAUCGGCGACGAAUACUAUUAGAGAUGCGCUGGCCGCUCGCAUCGAACCCGUGUAUGGUCUUACGACAAUGCACGCCAAUCUUCGCACUUUCCUCGCGGAUCCAUAUCCCGAAUUCUCGACUGCGGAGGUCAGGGCGGCCACCUACGCUUUCGGGUUGAUCGCUUUGGGGAAAUUCAUACUAAGACUCCCUUCGGAAAUUGCUGAAGAGGAACUGCCACGAUUAAAGGAUACAUUGAUAACUGCUUUAAACAAUAAAUCCUCACUAGUAGUGCGCGAAUCUGCCGCCGCCACGAUCAUCGCCGCACAGCUCGUCUUACGCGACGAAGCUCAUUUAUUCAUGCUGCUGGACGGACUGGCCGAUGAGAAGAAGAACCUCCUAACGUAUCUUUUUGACAAGCACGGCGUACGAGGCCUGCCGGCCCAAGCUAAUGAAGUCUCUCAAGGCCCCAGUGGCGUCGACAAACUGGAGAAAGAAAUGCGCAGAUUAGAUACGCGCAUGAACACUCCUCCGAGAGUAUGA
This is a messenger RNA of Pleurotus ostreatus (oyster mushroom), 4092 nucleotides long. RefSeq names its product suppressor of tub2 mutation (gene STU1). Gene Ontology annotation, molecular function: microtubule binding. The record is from RefSeq and is a predicted model, not a curated record. The transcript is spliced from 12 exons. Gene Ontology annotation, biological process: mitotic spindle assembly. NCBI's taxonomy places the organism in Eukaryota, Fungi, Basidiomycota, Agaricomycetes, Agaricales, Pleurotaceae. Bases 1 to 4092 code for a protein of 1363 amino acids. Gene Ontology annotation, cellular component: mitotic spindle midzone; microtubule organizing center; spindle microtubule.